Balaenoptera ricei (Rice's whale) is the source of this 2934-nucleotide messenger RNA. RefSeq names its product ATP-binding cassette sub-family A member 10-like. Gene Ontology annotation, cellular component: intracellular membrane-bounded organelle; membrane. Gene Ontology annotation, molecular function: ATP binding; ABC-type transporter activity; lipid carrier activity. Lineage: Eukaryota; Metazoa; Chordata; Mammalia; Artiodactyla; Balaenopteridae. Gene Ontology annotation, biological process: transmembrane transport; lipid transport. The record is from RefSeq and is a predicted model, not a curated record.
AUGGAUAAGAUGGCUUUGGCUUCCUUUAUGAAAGGCGUAACAAUCGUUGGGGCUCCUGAUGAAGAAACCAUGGACAUAGUACUUGCAAGAAACUACUCUGAAAUGGUGGGAAUUGUGUUCAAUGAUACUUACUCAUAUUGGCCGAAGUUUAGUUGGGGACAUAGGAUCCCAGUUAUGAGAGAACACUUUGAAUACUCAGAACAUUGUUGGGCUGUGCAUGAUGAAAUUGUUUGUUCAUUGACAACAUACUGGCAAAGAGGGUUUGUGGCUUUUCAAACCGCAAUUAAUGCUGCAAUUAUAGAAGUCACAACAAAUCAUUCUGUGAUGGAAGAGUUGACAUCAGUCAUUGGAAUAAAUAUGAGGACACCCCCUUUCAUUUCUAAGGAAGAAACUGUAAAUGAAUGGUUUAUUUUUAUGUGUGUAGUUUAUUUCUCCCCUUUUGUAUAAUCAUUAAACAUUACAAAGGAAUGAAAAAAAUUUAAGACGACAGUGAUGGGUCUCCCAGAGUCGGCCUUCUGCAGUAGAAAACAAGAAAUAGAGAUUUUAAAAAUAAGCAAUAUGCAUAAAAAGUGUGGCUUUGACAAUUUAACUUCCAAGAGAACCCCAUUACCAGAUGCAGGCAUCCUAGGUAUUAAGGGGAGCCCCUGGCCUGUUGGGGUCCUGAAGGGCUGCUUCGCCGUGGGAGCGUCCCCGUGUAGGCCGCGUGCCCGGCGCCUCUGGUGCGAGGGCUGUUUUCGCCCCGGACACGAGCCGCGUCUUCCUGGGGUGUCCGGGCCUCUGCCCCCUUCGCGGGGGCUGUGCUUGGAGUCAGGGGCUCUGCCGGCGCAGGACGUGAGGCGGGACCUCCUCUCUGCUCGGCGGCUCUUGCCCCGCUGCCCGGGGAGGGGUCUGCCCGCGGCCGCGGCGGCUGCAGGCCUGAGGGUGGGCUCAGGCGGGCCCCGCUCCCCUUCGGCGCGCCCGCUGCCCCGGAGCCGGGCCCGCCGCGGCAGGGGAGGCUCCCGCGCUCGCGGAGGGCAGGUGGGCCGCGGCGCUGCUCGGAGGCGGCCCGGGGCUGCGUCCUGCCCCCGCACCCCGCACCCCGCACCCCGCACCCCGGUCCGGGGCCAGGCUGGGCCGUGGAGCGGCUGGGCCCGGGGCGUCCCUGGGCUGCGGCUGCCGGGUCCGCGCCUGCCCGCCGGAGUGCGCGCUGCUGCGCCGCCCGGGCGCCCGGCUGGCUGUGCGCCGGCAGCCGCGGGGCGGUCCGAGGGCCCGGCUGGCCGAGCUGGGGUGUGGAGCGCCGGGGGCCGCGGGAGUGAGGGCGGCGGGGAGGCGGCGGCUGCCGGCGCGAAGCCCCCUCGGCCCCGCUGUGCGCAGGCCCGCGCGGCGCUGCUCGGGAGCGGAGUCAGGCGUCCCCGCGCCUCCGUCCGUGCCUGCGGUUCCCCCAGCAGCCGAGGGGCCUGUCUCCUCUGCGGAGGACCCCCGCCUGGGGCUUGCCCCGCUCGCCCCCCCGGGCCCCGGGCCCCGGUGCGAAGCUUCUCCGCCUACCUCGCCCUCCGGGGCGGAGGUGCCGACCCUGCGCCUGUCCUCGGUCCCGCUCCGCUGCGUGGACGUCCUCCCCGCAGCUCUGGUUGUACGCGAGUUCCUCUUCCGGUUUCCAGGUGGUUUUGCGUGAGAGUCGCUCCCCAGCCAUACCUUCAGAGUUUCAGUUUCCUUUUUGUUAUAAGGUGUCUGGAAAUGAAGUAUGGAAAAGAAACAAUGAGGAAAGAUCCAGUUUUCAGAAUCUCUCCAAGAAGAAGCGAAAAUUAUCCAAAUCCAGAAGAGCCAGAAGAAGGUGAAGAUGUGCAAACUGAACGAGUGAAAACUGCAAGUGGACUCACUACUUCCAGCUUGCAUGAGAAACCAGUAAUAAUGGCAAGCUGUUUACACAAGGAAUAUAAAGAGCAAAAGAAAAGUUGCUUUUCAACAAGAAAGAAGAAAAGAGCCGUUUGGAAUGUUUCCUUCUGUGUUGACAAAGGUGAAGCGUUGGGCUUGCUGGCACACAGUGGAGCUGGGAAAAGUACAUCUAUUGAAAUGAUAACUGGAGACACAAAGCCAACUGCGGGAGUGGUGGUUUUCAAUGGCAGCAGAACACCUCGGAAGCAACAGGAAGAUGAUGUCGUCAGGUGUUUGGGGUGCUGUCCCCAGGAGAACUCCUUGUGGCCCCACCUUACGGUCAAAGAACACCGGGAGUUGUAUUCGGCAGUGAAAGGACUGGGAGAGGAUGCUGCUCUUAGUAUUUCAAGGUUGGUGGACGCACUGAAGCCGCAGGGCUAGCUGAAGCUCCCCGCGAGCCUUUCCGAGGGAGUGAAGAGACAGCUGUGCUUGGCGCUGAGCGUCCUGGAGAGCCCAGCGGUGGUGCUUCAGGACGAGCCAUCCACAGGGAAGGACCCCGAGGGGCCGCUGCACGUGUGGCUGGCGAUUCAGGCCAUUGUUAAAAACACCGAGAGGGGGACGCUCCUGACCACCCACUACGCAGCCGAGGCCGCGGCCGUGUGGGACUGCGUGGCCGUCAUGGUAUCCGGAAGGCUGAGUUGUAUUGGUUCCAUUCAACAUCUGAAAAGCGAGUUUGGUAAAGAUUAUUUACUGGAAGUAAAAGUAAAGGAACUCACCCAGGUGGGGCCUCUCCACACAGAGAUUCUGAAGCUUUUUCCACAGGCUGCUCGGCAGGAAAGGAGAGGGAUGUAUUCCUCCGUGAUGGCAUAUAAAUUACCUGUGGAGAAUGUUCACCCUCUAUCUCAGGCCUUUUCCAAAUUAGAUGCAGUGAAACGGACCUUUGACCUGGAAGAAUACAGCCUCUCUCAGGCUACUUUGGAACAGGUGUUCUUAGAACUCUCCAAAGAGCAAUAGCUGGGAAGUUUUGAUGAUGAAGUUGACACAAGAGUUAGAUGGAAACUCCUCCUGCAGGAAGAGCCUUAA